Molecule: messenger RNA, 859 nt
Organism: Marmota monax (woodchuck)
Lineage: Eukaryota; Metazoa; Chordata; Mammalia; Rodentia; Sciuridae
Product: succinate dehydrogenase assembly factor 4, mitochondrial
Exons: 1
Coding region: 9-335 (108 amino acids)
Biological process (GO): mitochondrial respiratory chain complex II assembly
Cellular component (GO): mitochondrion
Source: RefSeq, a predicted model, not a curated record
CCGGCGCCAUGACCGCUUCAGGGCUCGUGGGCUUGCUUGGCAGCACCACUGCCACCGCAUGGAGAGCUGCAAGAUCACCAAUUCUGUGUCAGUCUUUGAGGGAAAUGAGUUCUUCUCAAGAAGGGAAGUCUGAAUCUGUCAAACAACCCCUUAGGAAGCCAAAGUUACCAGUAGGUCGUUUUGAUGCACCAGAGGAUUCCCAUUUAGAGAAAGAACCACUGAAAAAAUUUCCAGAUGAUGUUAAUCCAGUUACCAAAGAAAAAGGUGGACCUAGAGGCCCAGAACCUACCAGAUAUGGAGAUUGGGAACGAAAAGGACAUUGUAUUGAUUUUUAAGUCACAUAUUUAACUUCAAAGGACACUGUAUUGAUUUUUUUAAGUUACAUUCUUUAACUUCAGUAUCAUUUUCUGAAUAUAUACAUCUGAAUUACUUAUUUCAGAUUAUUUUCUUUUUUUUAUAUCCUUUAAAUCAUCUAAUUUCUUUUUUUUUCUUUUUGGUGGAACUGGGGAUCACGCCCAGGGCCUCAUACUUACUAGGCAGGCACUCUACCACUGAGCUAACAUCCCAGACCUAAAUCAUUUUAACUUCUGUACUAUGUUUAACUAACUAAAUACACACACACACACACGUACAUAUAUAUACACACACAUAUAUACAUAUAUAAUGGAUUUAGAUGAAAAUAUGCUGCUAUAAAUUAGGAAAGGGAAGAUAUUUUUAUAUUAGCUCAUAAUUAACUUUAACUUAUUAGGGUAUAUAAAAACAUAAUUAUAUAAUUAUAAAUCUUUACUUCAUUUUUUUCAAUUUAAAUUAAUUAGUUGCUUGUACAAUGUAUGUGUAAAUAAAACAAUUUUAAAAUCAA